This is a messenger RNA of Microthlaspi erraticum, 2478 nucleotides long. NCBI's taxonomy places the organism in Eukaryota, Viridiplantae, Streptophyta, Magnoliopsida, Brassicales, Brassicaceae. The record is from the annotation of a GenBank genome assembly.
AUGAUCCCUUUCUACCUCUGCUUAGUCCUCGUGUGUAUCCAAGCACUGUUCGAUUCACAGGUUAAUGACUCACUGGACAAUCAAUGUGGUUGUAAAUGCAUUGACAAAACUGGACAAGGCAAAUGCGAAAUGAUAUGUGGUGUAGAGUAUUCCACUCGAGAUCAAGGAGUCUACUGUGCCAUCCCAAAUCCACAACCAUGGCCUCCUUUGUUGCUCAUUCCUCGCCCACAGGCUCGUGCUUUUGAUGCCAAUCUCACUGAUGGCUCGUGCAAACAAAGAGAGUCAUGCCCUGUAACUAUACUUUUCACUGGGAACAAUCAAUCCGUUGGAGAAACUUUAUCUGGAAAUCUUCUCAGGAGUUCUUUCACAUUUAACUCCUCUGACCUCUUGUUUACUUUAGCGAAUUAUGCUUUGGCUACAACAUAUAAGGGAAGUGCCACCAAUUAUCUUGAUGCAGGGAUUGUCUCUGAUCUUAGCAUAUACAACAUCCAACCUCGCUGUACUCCAAACUCUAGUUUUUCAUUCUCUAUCGGACAAUCACCUCUCAAUUUUACCAAAGAGAUGAGAUGCGUUCAAGGAUUGAAUCUUUGGAGAAAUAACUCGAGAGAGAUCAAUCAUGAGAUUUUCAGAGGUUAUGAGAAAGGAAAUUCUGAUGGAAUGGUAAAUGAGAUCGCUGCAGCAUACGAUCUCUUGGACACAGAUAGGACUCACUUCAAUGUUAAUAUCUGGUAUAACGCAACGUACAAGGGUGAUUCAGGUAAUAGGCGUAUAAAGUUGGUCCGAGUUCCUCGCACUGUCAACUUGGUCUCAAAUGCUUAUCUUCAGUAUAUGCAAGGCCCUGGGACGAAGAUAUUGUUUGAGUUUGUCAAAGAAAUGCCUAAACAAGAAACUAAACUUCGUUUAGACAUCGCUUCUCUAAUUGGUCCACUCUUCUUCACAUGGGUUAUUCUUCUUUUGCUACCUGUGAUCUUAACUUCGCUGGUGUUUGAGAAGCAGCAACGUCUAAGGAUUAUAAUGAAAAUGCAUGGGCUAGGAGAUGGUCCAUAUUGGAUGAUCUCCUAUGCCUAUUUUCUCGCCAUAUCCACUUUAUACAUUAUAUGCUUGAUGAUAUUUGGAUCAGCAAUAGGAGGCUGGAUUUUUGUCUUCGAGCUGUAUCCCGGAUUCUCUUUAAUACGUGGGUUGUACGAGCUUUCGCAGUAUGCUUUUGAGGGGAACUUGAACGGGAAAGAUGGCAUGAAGUGGAAAGAUUUCAGUGAUAGUUCAAUGGAUGAAGUUUUCUCCAUCAUAAUCUUUGAGUGGUUUGUCUCACUCAUUGCAGCAUACUACAUUGAUAAGCUAUCUUCAUCUGGAAAGGACCCUUUGUUUUUCUUGAAAUACCCUUUCAAGAAAUCUCUUUCUCCACAAAGACAGGUAUCUGCAGUUUCCGUAGAAAUGGAGAAACUAGAUGUCACUGAGGAGAGUGAAAAAGUUGAGAAACUGAUGCUUGAGCAGAGCACAAGCCAUUCGAUUGUAUGUCACAACUUGAAGAAGGUGUAUCCAGGUAGGGAUGGAAACCGGCAAAAAAUGGCAGUUUGUGGGUUAUCUAUCGCCGUUCCUUCAGGAGAAUGCUUUGGCAUGUUAGGGCCCAAUGGUGCUGGCAAGACCUCUUUCAUUAACACGAUGAUUGGGCUUGUGAAACCAACAUCAGGGUCAGCGUUUGUUCAAGGUUUGGACAUAUGCAAGAAUAUGAACAGAGUAUACAGCAGCAUGGGUGUUUGUCCACAGCACGACUUGCUCUGGGAAACACUGACAGGAAGGGAACAUCUUCUCUUUUACGGAAGACUUAAGAAUCUUAAAGGCUCUGAUCUCAACCAAGCUGUAGAAGAGUCUCUUAAGAGUGUAAACCUAUUUCACGGAGGAGUUGCUGAUAAACCUACAGGAAAAUACAGCGGAGGUAUGAAAAGGCGGUUAAGCGUAGCCAUUGCACUUAUUGGGAGUCCUAAGGUGGUUUAUAUGGAUGAGCCGAGCACUGGACUUGAUCCAGCUUCAAGAAUGAACUUAUGGACGGUCAUCAAACGUGCUAAAAAACACUCUGCGAUAAUCCUCACUACUCACUCAAUGGAAGAGGCAGAGUUUCUCUGUGAUCGGUUGGGAAUUUUUGUAGAUGGAAGGCUACAAUGCAUAGGGAACCCAAAAGAGCUAAAGAAACAGUAUGGUGGAUUUUAUGUGUUAACGAUGACAACAUCAUCAGAACAUGAGCAAGAUGUGGAGAUGUUGGUGCAAGAUGUUUUUCCAAACGCCAAGAAGAUAUAUCACAUCGCAGGGACACAGAAGUUUGAGAUCCCAAAGGAGGAAGUUCGGAUCUCAGAAGUGUUUCAGGCGGUGGAGAAUGUGAAGAGCAAUUUCGAGGUGUUUGCUUGGGGACUAGCGGACACAACACUUGAAGACGUAUUCAUUAAGGUUGCUAAAACUGCUCAGGCCUUUAAUGUCUUCUCUUGA